AUGUGCGAGAAUAUGUCUACCAAUAGCAUCAAAUUACUUGCGGGAAACUCACACCCAGACUUAGCUGAGCGUAUUGCGAAGAAGCUAGGGUUGCCUUUAGCAAAUAUCGGAGUUUACCAGUACUCAAACCAGGAAACAUCAGUUACUAUCGGAGAGAGUAUACGUGACGAAGAUGUGUACAUCAUUCAGACAGGUACAGGUGAACAGGAGAUCAACGACUUCCUCAUGGAGCUUUUGAUUAUGAUUCAUGCGUGUAGAACAGCAUCGGCCAGGAGGAUUACAGCUGUCAUUCCUAAUUUCCCAUAUGCAAGACAGGAUAAGAAAGACAAGUCACGUGCGCCCAUCACUGCUAAACUUGUAGCACAAAUGUUAGAAACAGCUGGAUGUGAUCAUGUAAUUACUAUGGACUUGCAUGCUUCACAGAUUCAAGGUUUCUUCCAUAUUCCGGUUGAUAACUUGUAUGCGGAGCCAAGUGUGUUACAUUACAUUCGUCACAAUACUGACAUUGACAACGCAAUUUUAGUAUCUCCUGAUGCUGGUGGUGCCAAAAGAGUGGCCUCUUUGGCAGACAAACUCGAUCUAAAUUUUGCUUUGAUUCAUAAGGAAAGACAAAAGGCCAAUGAAGUUUCUCGCAUGGUUCUUGUUGGUGAUGUGACAGGUAAAAGUUGUUUAUUAAUUGACGAUAUGGCUGAUACCUGUGGUACGUUAGUAAAGGCGUCUGAAACUCUUUUAGAGCAUGGUGCAAAAGAAGUUCUUGCCAUUGUUACCCAUGGUAUCUUUUCUGGUUCGGCAGAGCAAAAAUUAAAUAAUAGCAGACUCUCAAGAAUCGUUUGCACAAAUACUGUCCCAGUUGAUUUAGACAUUAAUAUCCUAGACCAAAUUGACAUUAGUCCCACGCUUGCCGAGGCAAUUAGGAGAUUACACAAUGGAGAAAGUGUCUCAUACUUAUUUACCCAUGCAGCAAUAUAG
Messenger RNA from Kluyveromyces marxianus DMKU3-1042, 969 nucleotides. RefSeq names its product ribose-phosphate diphosphokinase (gene PRS4). Gene Ontology annotation, cellular component: cytoplasm; ribose phosphate diphosphokinase complex. Gene Ontology annotation, molecular function: magnesium ion binding; ribose phosphate diphosphokinase activity. The transcript has a single exon. Gene Ontology annotation, biological process: purine nucleotide biosynthetic process; 5-phosphoribose 1-diphosphate biosynthetic process; ribonucleoside monophosphate biosynthetic process. The record is from RefSeq and is a predicted model, not a curated record. The coding region runs from base 1 to 969 and encodes 322 amino acids. NCBI's taxonomy places the organism in Eukaryota, Fungi, Ascomycota, Saccharomycetes, Saccharomycetales, Saccharomycetaceae.